AUGGCUGUGGUCAACCAACCAGGCAGAUACGCACCGACUGACUUCCAGACCGGACUCUGUGAUUGCGCCUCAGACUGCGGAACCUGCCUCUACGGCAUGUGCUGCUUCCCGUGCCUCGGCUGCUCCAUCGCCAGUGACAUGAACGAGUGCUGCCUGUGUGGCAUAGGGUGGCCCAUUCGCAGCGUCUACAGGACCAGAUACAACAUCCAGGGCUCAAUGUGUACUGAUUUCUGCGUGGCCGGCUGCUGCACUCUCUGCGCCACCUGCCAGCUCAAGAGAGAUAUCGACCUUCGCAAGAGCCAGGGAAUUUUCUGA
This is a messenger RNA of Salarias fasciatus (jewelled blenny), 315 nucleotides long. Its product is annotated as placenta-specific gene 8 protein. Bases 1 to 315 code for a protein of 104 amino acids. The transcript has 3 exons. The record is from RefSeq and is a predicted model, not a curated record. Lineage: Eukaryota; Metazoa; Chordata; Actinopteri; Blenniiformes; Blenniidae.